CCGGAAGUCAAGAUCGUUGCUUUUCCUGGUUCCUGGUUCCUGCUUUUCUCUGUUUAUGGUUCCCCCUUACAGAUUCAUAAUGUCCGAGCUCAAAACUAUAGUUUGGCCUCAAGUGAUUUUAUUUGGGGACUCCAUCACACAGAAUUCAUUUCAAGCAAAUGGCUGGGGGGCAGAAAUUGCCAACAAACUAGUAAGAAAGUGUGAUGUUGUGAAUAGAGGAUUUUCGGGCUACAACUCCAGGUGGGCAAAGAUAAUUCUUCCUCGCCUCAACAACAUCAACAACAUCAACAACAUCGCUGCUGUCACUGUCUUCUUUGGAGCAAACGACAGUGCACUGGAAGAUAAAACCCCCCAACAGCAUGUCCCCUUGCAGGAGUACUCAGAGAACCUGAAGGAGAUCUCUGGGCUCCUGGCUUCAGCAGGAGUGUCAGCAGACAGAGUAAUCUUCAUCACCCCUCCGCCUCUUCAUGAAUCAGCCUGGGAGAAGGAGUGCACUUCGAAAGGAUAUCCUCUCAAUCGUCACAACUCUGUAACAGGGCAGUAUGCUCAGGCGUGUGUCCAGGCUGCCGGUCAGUGUGGUGCAGAUGUCCUGGACCUCUGGACACUCAUGCAGAAAGAUGGACAGGACUACUCUGUCUACCUGUCUGACGGGCUCCAUCUCUCAGAGAAGGGAAAUCAGUUUGUGACUCAGCACCUGUGGGAGCUGCUGGAGUCUCGUGUUUCUGACCUGCCGUUCAUUCUGCCAUACUGGGGAGACGUCGACGCUAAGAGCCCCGAGAGCAGCCUCCUCUGUGACCUGUGAUGAAGUGGAAGCUCUGGAGAACAUUUUUGUUGAAGAUAUUACAGGGCUGCAUCUUCUAUGGUGAACAAAAACACUCUCCAGCACUCGUGUUGCACAUAAAGCCUGAUGAUGGACUUCAUUCCUUCUAUAAAACCGUAUGUAUGCCAGUAUGCAAACUAUGAGAACAUUGAUUCAUGUUUAAAGCACAAUAAAGAUUUUUUUUAUUUGAAGAUACAAGCUGGACACUUUUUAAAAAGCAUAGAAACACAAAUGACAUUCACAUCAUCAUGACACGGGACAGCUGCUCUUUGUGUAACAGUUCACAUCUAUCCAGUAGAAUCAAUGUUAACUACACAGCUUUAUGUAGACAGAAAACAAAGCAACAAUGAUUUGAGCACAUUCGGGCAGUUCCCUUCUGAAAUGAAAUUCAGGAUUGUCAAAAGUUGUGUUUUCUAUUGUGAAUGUUUUUCAUCUUCAGUUCAGAAAUAAAUCCUAACAGUGAGGCACAGAAUCAGAAAAGGCACCUUGUUCAAUCCAGGGAGCAGCCACACAGAGAGAAUACAUGAUAAAUAAGUUGUAAUACUGACACAGACCACCACUUCAUUCUCACUCAGUAUUAACAGGAUACAUCUCCAGUACAAAGGCCUCAAAAUAUCAUACAAGCCUGUUUUUUUUUCCCCUCCAGAAUUAACCAUCGAUGACACACUAGUGACGACAUAUACACACGUUUUUUUUCCAACUUCCCAGUGAUGUGAAAAUACUUCAAGUUCAGUUAUGACACAAAGAUUAACGUCAUCUAAGGUCAGUGUUUAAUACAUCACACUGAAAUGUUUCCUUUUAAGAAAAAUAAAUCACAGCUACAACAUGAAAA
Molecule: messenger RNA, 1652 nt
Organism: Labrus mixtus (cuckoo wrasse)
Lineage: Eukaryota; Metazoa; Chordata; Actinopteri; Labriformes; Labridae
Gene: iah1
Product: isoamyl acetate hydrolyzing esterase 1 (putative)
Exons: 6
Coding region: 56-802 (248 amino acids)
Molecular function (GO): hydrolase activity, acting on ester bonds
Source: RefSeq, a predicted model, not a curated record